Messenger RNA from Meleagris gallopavo (turkey), 2428 nucleotides. RefSeq names its product homeobox protein CDX-4. The record is from RefSeq and is a predicted model, not a curated record. Gene Ontology annotation, cellular component: nucleus. NCBI's taxonomy places the organism in Eukaryota, Metazoa, Chordata, Aves, Galliformes, Phasianidae. Gene Ontology annotation, molecular function: RNA polymerase II transcription regulatory region sequence-specific DNA binding; DNA-binding transcription factor activity, RNA polymerase II-specific. Gene Ontology annotation, biological process: animal organ morphogenesis; cell differentiation; embryo development.
UUACCAAGUUCCAAAUACAAGCAACAGUUGCAUCACAUUACAGGAGUGGAAUCACUGUUGAAUAUCAGUGAAGGGUAAUGAGAUAGAUAAAAGUUUUCUAAAAGAGAAAGCACCAGAACUAGCAGCAAGGUGGGGUUGGUCAGCCCUUCAUUUGAAUGUAAAUGUAAUUAUGAGGCUGGCAGUUUGGCUGACGUCAGACAAGAUCUUGUAAACCAUUACCACCAGCACCUGGUAACACAGUUGAUAAUAAAAGAGGAUGAAGUAGAAGAUUCCAAGAAGUUUGGCAUUACUAGCAAAAAUCAAGCUAUUAUUUUUAAGUAGCAAAAGAAAAUACAGAAGAGCAAGAUGUUGUGACAACGUAUUUACAUUCUGCAAGCAUGUACGUGAGCUCUCUCCUGGAUAAAGAGACCAGCAUGUAUCCAGGACCUGCAAGGUGCAGCAACAACAACCUGCCAGUGCAGAACUUUGUGCCCGCUCCCCCCUACUCAGACUACAUGGGGUACCACCACGUGCCAGCUCCAGACAGCCACGGACAGCCCGCGGGAGCCUGGGGACCCCACUACGGCCCCCAGAGGGAGGACUGGAACGCUUACGGCCCGUGCCCGGGGCCCUCCGGCACGGCUGCUGCCGCGCAGCUCAGCGGCUCGUCUCCUGGGCAGGGCUCCUACAGUCCAGCUGAGUACAGCUCCCUCCAUCCCGCUGCACCCGGGGGGUUACCUCCUGCAGGUACCGUUGGCACACAGCAGGUCUCCCCCACCAGCCAAAGGCACAGCUCUUACGAAUGGAUGAGGAAAACGGUGCAAGCCAACACUACUGGUAAAACAAGAACAAAAGAGAAGUACCGAGUUGUUUACACAGACCAUCAGAGACUAGAAUUAGAGAAGGAAUUUCACUGCAACAGAUACAUUACAAUAAGGAGAAAGUCAGAACUUGCAGCAAACCUUGGACUAUCUGAAAGACAGGUAAAAAUCUGGUUCCAGAAUCGCCGAGCCAAAGAAAGAAAAAUAAUCAAGAAGAAAAUCUCUCAGUUUGAUGGCAGUGGGGGCUCAGUUCAGAGUGACUCCGGUUCGCUCAGCCCAAAUGAAAUAACAAGUUCCCUGUUCCCACCACCACACGGAAUAAAUGUAUUACAGUCUACUGACAUCCAUCAGGUCAUAGUUUCAGAGUGAACAGUGAGGGAAAAAGAAAAAAAGGAAGUUUUGUUGUUUUUUUUGUUUUUGUUUUUUUUAACUCCCUCUCUUGAAAACUCAGCUUUGCAAAGGACCAUUCUUGUUUAACUACCUUCAGAAUACUCAUUUGUAUGUAGAGGACUUGGGACUGUUAUCAAAUAUUUCAAUUAAAGAAAUCUCAGGGAGCUCAUGCUGCUGCUAUUACUCAUCACUCAAAAUCUUUGGAAUAGGAGAUAAUUUACUUCAGCUACCAAAGCAGAAAAAGAUACUACUGGAGAUUCAAGUAAACAUAACUCUAGUCUGCUCGUGUAUACAAAGAAAAUUGUCAGUGAAUUGAUUAUAGAGUAAUAUAGCAUAAAAUGUUAAGAUGCUGGAUGUAUUUACUUUGUUACAUUUUAUAUAAUUAAACAGUAGAUUUUAUAAAUAUUCACACUUAACGUGUACUGAAAAUUAAGUCAUUUUUUGAAAACAACUUUUUAAAUACUUAAACACUCAAGAAACAUAAUGUUACACUCAGUGACACAUUGCACCCAACAACAUAAAAUGAGAAGUCUUUGUUCUCUAUGAAGUUCUACCCAAGCAUCUCCUAAACAACAGAUAUAUAAUAUCACACCAACCUGCUAAAAUUGGUUCAGUUGUAAGAAAUGCAACAAACUGUGAUGCACAUUAGUAAAUUCCAAAUAGUUUGGAAGAUGUAAAUAUUACUUGUACUUCCACCUUCUUUGAACGCAUAUCAUUGAAAAAUUAAAGGACAAAUGUAAUGGAAAUAGAAUUGUUAUUACUUUCACACUACCAAAAAACAAAUUAAGAAUUUGAUUAAUUUCUCUAUAGCUUUCUCAAACAGCAGAUGUGAGCCACCAAUUUUAUAUGUGACACUUAAUUCAGGUUAAAAGGCAAGAAAUACCCUCAGGUAGCAGACUUUGUAUUUCAAAGCUGUUAUUGAGCAGCUUAGCAUUCACUGUCACAGCAAGCAUGUACCAAAAGUGCACUCCUGAAGGAGCACAAAUCUGGGACAAACAUGCUCACAGAGCAGUUAGCUUUUAUUAUUGGUCCACACUGUCAGAGGAGACAGCAUCAGUAUGUAGAAGGCAACUGAUGAAGACUUAAAGUAGCAAGAAAACACAAAGUGCUAGAGAAAUCUAGACCUUUCAGUAGUCCUACUUAUGGGUCUUUCAGUAGUUCUACUUACGGGCCUUUCCUAAUAUAAACUUCUCUGCUGCACAGAAUUAAGUGCUCUAUAGAAAACCCUUAAUCUCAUU